AGGCUCUCCUUGCUUGGACUUCUGCCCGCUCUGCGGACUUAGGAGUCACGACCUCCAGCACAGGAUGUGGUACCAUAGAUUGUCCCACCUACAAAGCAGACUUCAGGACUUGCUGAAAGGAGGAGUCAUAUGUCAGGCCCUACCCCAGCCCACCUUUAAAAGCUUACUUCCUUUAGCUGUUCGUUGGCACCAUACAGCCUCUAAGUCUCUGACUUGUGCUUGGCAGCAACAUGAAGAUCAUUUUGAGCUGAAAUAUGCUAACACCGUGAUGCGCUUUGAUUAUGUCUGGCUUCGAGACCACUGCCGCUCAGCAUCAUGCUACAACUCUAAGACUCAUCAGCGCAGCCUGGACACAGCCAGUGUGGAUUUAUGUAUCAAGCCAAAGACUAUACAUCUGGAUGAGACCACACUCUUUUUUACUUGGCCAGAUGGUCAUGUGACUAAAUACGACUUGAAUUGGCUAGUGAAAAACAGCUAUGAAGGGCAGAAACAAAAAGUCAUCCAGCCUAGAAUAUUAUGGAAUGCUGAAAUCUACCAGCAAGCCCAAGUUCCAUCUGUAGAUUGCCAGAGCUUCUUAGAAACCAAGGAGGGAUUGAAGAAGUUUCUGCAAAACUUUCUGCUCUAUGGAAUUGCUUUUGUAGAAAAUGUCCCUCCCACUCGAGAGCACACAGAGAAGUUGGCAGAAAGGAUCAGCUUAAUCAGAGAAACCAUUUAUGGGAGGAUGUGGUAUUUCACUUCGGACUUCUCCAGAGGUGACACUGCGUAUACCAAGCUAGCUCUGGAUCGGCACACUGACACUACCUAUUUUCAAGAGCCCUGUGGCAUUCAAGUGUUUCACUGUCUUAAACAUGAAGGAACUGGUGGCAGGACACUGCUAGUAGAUGGAUUCUAUGCAGCACAACAGGUUCUUCAAAAGGCACCUGAGGAAUUUGAACUCCUCAGUAAAGUGCCAUUAAAGCAUGAAUAUAUUGAAGAUGUUGGGGAAUGUCACAACCACAUGAUUGGGAUUGGGCCAGUCUUAAAUAUCUACCCAUGGAAUAAAGAGUUGUAUUUGAUCAGGUACAACAACUAUGACCGGGCUGUCAUCAAUACCGUUCCUUAUGAUGUCAUCCAUCGUUGGUAUAUAGCACACCGGACUCUAACGAUAGAGUUGAGGAGACCUGAGAAUGAGUUUUGGGUCAAACUAAAGCCUGGCAGGGUCCUAUUUAUAGACAACUGGCGUGUCCUACAUGGCAGGGAAUGCUUCACUGGCUACCGCCAACUCUGUGGCUGCUAUUUAACAAGAGAUGAUGUAUUAAACACUGCUCGCCUCUUGGGACUUCAGGCUUAAAAUUGACAGCAUCGGGAUUAUGAAUACACCUGGCACACUGGCUACCAGAAUUUUAUAUGGGUAGAAUAAUAUUGUGUCAAACUCUACUUCAGAUUGUCUCCUUAUCCUAUCCCACAAAACAGAGGCUGACCCUUUCUCCAGUAAGGGAAACUUGUGAGAGACAGGGGGCUCUGAGUUAUCUAAUGUCAGCCAUCUAGUGUGGUAGCUCUCUUCCUCAUGUUAUAACAUGGAUCCACUUUUUUUUUUAACCUUUUAAUAUAAUUUUGGUCAAUCUCCUUCAGAAAUAUAAUCUCCAUAUUGAUAGGAAAGCAAUAAUUGCCAUGAGGUAAAGAUUUUUUUUCCCCAAGUAGAUCAGUUAGAAAGAAAUGCAUUCUAGAAAUAAAAAAAUCCUGAUAAAGCAGCAGUUUGCAAAAUUUUUGGUCUUAGGACAUCUUAACACUCUUAAAAGUUAUUGAGGGCCCCAAGGAGUUCUUGGGUGUGGGUUCUAUCUAUUGAUACCAAUUAUUUUAGGUAUUAAGACAUAAAUAUUUAAAACUCAAGAAAACAGAAGUGCACAUCCCUCAGCUAUCAGAGAGACAACAUAAUCAUAUGUUAGGUAGCCUCUGGAAGAGUCCUCUGUACCCUCAUGAGGUAAUGGGAGGGGGAAAAAAAGCUACUGUUGCCUUUAUAACUUCCACUUAGCCUACCACAGGGCUAUGCACAUCUUGGUUUCCAAAAGUCUGCUUAAUUUCAAAAGGAAAAUGCCUAAUUGAAUAUAGCUCAUCUUGGUGUUACUAUAAAAAAUAAUUUAAUCUGCAGACCCACUAAAAGGGAAACAGAGACUCCUCCAGGGCUCUGCAGAUCAUACUUUGAGAACCCAUGGGCUAGUGACUACCUUGAGACAGUCCUUUGCAUAGGCCUGUGGAUUAAAGUGUUUAACUGAAACCCUA
This is a messenger RNA of Cebus imitator (Panamanian white-faced capuchin), 2259 nucleotides long. RefSeq names its product trimethyllysine hydroxylase, epsilon (gene TMLHE). Gene Ontology annotation, biological process: carnitine biosynthetic process. The record is from RefSeq and is a predicted model, not a curated record. Gene Ontology annotation, molecular function: trimethyllysine dioxygenase activity; iron ion binding. Bases 65 to 1330 code for a protein of 421 amino acids. Gene Ontology annotation, cellular component: mitochondrion. Lineage: Eukaryota; Metazoa; Chordata; Mammalia; Primates; Cebidae. The transcript has 8 exons.